CCUCCGGGCUUGGGAGAGUGGCAGUCAUGGCGCCACCCGUGAGGUACUGCAUCCCGGGCGAACGUCUGUGUAACUUGGAGGAGGGCAGCCCAGGCAGCGGCACCUACACCCGGCACGGCUACAUCUUUUCGUCGCUUGCUGGCUGCAUGACGAAGACCAGCGAGAACGGCGCGCUUCCUGUUGUGUCUGUGAUGAGAGAAACAGAGUCCCAGUUACUGCCAGAUGUGGGAGCUAUUGUAACCUGUAAGGUUUCUAGCAUCAAUUCACGCUUUGCCAAAGUACACAUCCUGUAUGUGGGGUCCACACCACUUAAGAACUCUUUUCGAGGAACUAUCCGCAAGGAAGAUGUUCGAGCUACUGAAAAAGACAAGGUUGAAAUUUAUAAGAGUUUUCGCCCAGGUGACAUUGUCUUGGCCAAAGUGAUCUCCCUAGGUGAUGCACAGUCCAACUACCUCCUGACCACUGCCGAAAAUGAACUAGGGGUGGUGGUGGCCCACAGUGAAUCAGGUGUCCAGAUGGUUCCCAUCAGCUGGUGUGAGAUGCAGUGCCCUAAGACCCACACUAAAGAAUUCCGGAAAGUGGCCCGAGUACAGCCUGAAUUCUUGCAGACCUAAGAAGUCACAUUUUACCCCAAGGAGGGGGUAAGCUGUUUCCAAGAGUACAUGUAUGAAAGUAACAGUAAAAUGCCAUUGUCUUUAUUCAAAUACCUGGGGUCAUCCAGCAACCAGCUCUAGAAAAGUCUGCCAGAAACUGUAGGUAGAACACUUUUCUUGUGAACCUUUCAAUGGAUUUCAUUCUCUUGAGUGAUAAAUUUCUCUUUUGGAGGCUCCAUAAACAAACUGUAUAAUGUUGGAAAUAACCUAUUCCUUCCGACAGUCUUAUAAAUAUGUAUUUUUGCUGUGACAGAGAAAACAUUUUUAUUAAAAAGAUUUUAUGGC
This is a messenger RNA of Miniopterus natalensis, 938 nucleotides long. The record is from RefSeq and is a predicted model, not a curated record. Lineage: Eukaryota; Metazoa; Chordata; Mammalia; Chiroptera; Miniopteridae.